Molecule: messenger RNA, 630 nt
Organism: Didymodactylos carnosus
Lineage: Eukaryota; Metazoa; Rotifera; Eurotatoria; Philodinida; Philodinidae
Source: the annotation of a GenBank genome assembly
AUGCUUGAGUACAUUCAGUUUCGUUGGAGUGGAUAUCAAUCAGCGGGUAUACAAUGGUCAAUGAGCAGUUUAUUCAUCGGAGAAUGCCAAAGUUUUUGUCAUGAUAGAGGUGUUUGUACAAUUUCUGGAUGCCUGUGUACGAAAGGUUUCUCUGGAAAAUAUUGUGAAACACGUGAAAUACGGUUAGAUUCAUAUUUUAAUGAAACAUUUGACGAUACCCUGAAUAGUUGGGCGAAAUUAAGUGUCGAAGCAAAUAUCCGACAUGUAUGUGAAACAGAAACAGAAUAUUUGAGCGGACAAGCAUUACACUUCAAUGGAUGUGGUUGUUUGGAAGCAGUUACAAAAGAAUUAAAUAUUAGUUCGUCCAUAGGUGUGGCGUUUGCCUUUCAUGUUACAGCUGAGAACAACUGUUUAUCAACAAGUGAUAAUAUUACAGUAGGCAUUCAGUGGACGAAUGAUGAAGGCAUAACAUGGACAAAUCUUGGACUUGUGUAUAACAUUGGUCAUUCAGAUGCAUACAAUAUCACAUUUAGUGAGAAAAUGAAAGACCAAGGAAUUCGAUUGAGAUGGAUUCAGUUGGAAAGAAGCGGAGAACCAUUUUGGGCAAUUGAUAAUAUUUACUUGUAUUAA